Messenger RNA from Vigna unguiculata (cowpea), 2096 nucleotides. RefSeq names its product RNA pseudouridine synthase 7-like. Gene Ontology annotation, biological process: enzyme-directed rRNA pseudouridine synthesis. The record is from RefSeq and is a predicted model, not a curated record. Lineage: Eukaryota; Viridiplantae; Streptophyta; Magnoliopsida; Fabales; Fabaceae. Gene Ontology annotation, molecular function: RNA binding; pseudouridine synthase activity.
ACUAUAUCUCAAUUCUAUCUGAAUAUCUGAAUACUUAGAAUGUUUGAGAUGAACCUAUGCAGUUGCGUGCUUGAGAAGGUAAUCGUAUAUUAAAUUUUGCCUGUCAUUAAUUUGACUCAUUGAGUCCUCCAUUAUCACCCUCGACUCAACUGAAUCCUCACGCCCUCAUCGCAUAUCCGGCUUUUAACAAAGUUUUAUCCCGCAGCAUCACAGCACCAUUCUAACCUGCAAACAGAACACACAACCAAACCAGAAUCACACACAUUCUUCAUCGUCAAUAGAAACCGUCCAUUGUUUCUGUUAUAACCCCAUCCCUGCAAUUCAACGGCCCAGAACCCCGUUGCAGCAACAAACAUUCAUUUCUAUCCUUUUCCCAUCCUCUUCAUUCAUCCACAAAAUCAGAACGGAGAAAUAGAGGGAGAAGAGCGUGACGGUUGCGAACCCAGUCGUGGUGGCGGCACGGUUGUGGCGAGUCGCAUAGUCUAUGGCGUCCUUUUCUCUCGCGGAAGAAGAGAAUUGAGGAUUGGAGAUGAGUGAACGACCGGCGUUGGCCGGAAUCGCUGACAGUAGUCUCCGGAAAUGAGCGGCAGCGUCCGCGGCUAUGAGGAAGAAGAAGCGGUCUGUCUCGUGCUGGAGAAAAAAAUGAAGAGAAUUCGCAAGGUUCUCAUCCGCGCCGGCGACGGUCUCGAUCACGAGCACCGCAGCGGUGACAUCCCCGGCUGUCCGGAAAUGAGCGGCGGCGAGCUCCAGAGGCUAGGUGAAGGUUCGACGGAAGCCGCUGAUGUUGGAUGAAGGUGUACGAAUCAGGAGUUAGGUUAAAAAUCGGAGGAGGGCAUGGAUAUCGUGUGGCAGACUCCAGCAAAUCCCCCGCACCUACAUGAUUACGUCUUUCGAAACGGAAUACGAUUUGUUAGACCAUACUACUUUGAAUUCAUCGCUCAUGUUAAAAAUCGGUGGGCGGGGAAAACCAUUGUAGACUUAUUUGCUGAGGAGUUUAAAGGUCGGCCUUAUGAUUAUUAUGUUAAUGCAGUAAAAUGUGGAAGGAUUCAAGUAGAUGGUGAGAUGGUAUCAAUUUCAUACGUAGUUAAACCAUCUCAAAAGAUAAGCCAUUUCUUACACAGGCAUGAACCACCUGUGAUGGCUUGUGAUGUUCUUAUUCUUCAAAAAGAACCAGAUGUGCUAACUAUUUGUAAGCCAGCAUCUGUUCCUGUACAUCCAUGCGGUCAAUAUCGUAAGAACACUGUUGUUGGCAUUCUUCAAGCUGAGCAUGGGCUGACACCUCUAUUUCCUGUUCAUCGUCUGGAUCGCCUUGUCUCAGGACUUCUUAUUUUGGCGAGAAAUGCUGCAAAAGCUGACAUCUUUAGGCAACAGAUAGAAGCUGGUUUAGUCCACAAACAAUAUAUAGCAAAAGUAGUUGGAGAAUUUCCUGAGGAUGAGCUAAUUGUUGAUGCCAAUAUUGACUAUAAUGCACGUGAAGGAAGGAGCACAGCGGAGGUCAGAGACUCCGCAAAGGGGAAGCCUGCGUCCACAAAAUUUACUCGGAUUAGUACUAAUGGAACUCAAAGUAUUGUUUUAUGUGAACCUAUCACUGGCCGUACUCAUCAGAUACGUGUUCAUUUGAAGUAUUCAGGGCACCCAAUAGCCAAUGACAUGUUGUACAUCUCAGAACAAACUGUUGAUCGAUCUGUCAAAGGGUCGAGUGCUGAUAGAUCAGCUCGUAUAUCUGAUGUUUCUCUGACAUCAGAUCUUGAUGAAGUCCCCAAUGCAUGCAGAGAAAAUUCCAGUGAAGAUUUUAGCAUCGACCCUAUGUGUACAAAUUGUCCAAAUUUGGCACCCAAAGGAUAUGAUGGUGAUGAAGAAGGUCUAUGGCUACAUUGUUUUCGUUACACGGGGCCUGGAUGGACGUAUGAGUGUCCACAUCCUGAUUGGGCGAAACUUAUCUAGACAAUUUGAUAUAUUUUUCAUCGUAAAUUUCAAACAAAUAUGCAACGACUUUUUGAGUUUUCAUCUGAGUAUUGUUGGUUACUGAAAAACUGUUUAAUCUUUUGCUAUUAUUCAGGGACACUAGAUUGGAAUGAUCAAUUAUUGUUACUAUU